AUUAAGCGACUAAAAUCAGAAUAGAAACUGAGUUCAUUAUAGUAACACCAAGUUUAGUUUUCUGCAAAUUUUAAUCAAAAUGAAAUUCGCUAUUGUUACCUUGUUCACUUUGGCCUUGGCUUUGGGAGUUCAAUCGUCUGUGAUUCCCUUGGGUGGUGUAGUGACACAAAUUGCUGGUGGUCCUCUUGCACAUACAGCCGUUGUAUCUCCUCUUGGUUUACCUUUAGGCGCAAUUGCUCUUGGUCAUGGACCUGCCGCUAUUUCCGUACAUCCACCAGCUGCCGUCGCUGUACAUGCCCCCGUAGCUUUACCUGCUGCUGUUCCAGCCGCUGUACAUGUUCCUGCACAUGUUCCCGCUGUUGCUGUACAUGGUUCCGGUAGUUAUGUUGCCAAAACUCGUGGUGCUAUCCACACUGCUCCCUUGGCCGGUCAUAUUAACUCUGUGGCCAAUGUUAAUGUUGCUCCAGCUCCUGGCACCAUUUAAACAUUGUAUUUCUUCAUCACCACCAUCAACGUAUUAAAAUUUCCCGCCUCUCCAAAAAGUGUGAUAUGAUUUUAAAGAGAAAACUUAAAUAAUUUUAAAUUAUAAA
Messenger RNA from Lucilia cuprina (Australian sheep blowfly), 590 nucleotides. RefSeq names its product adult cuticle protein 1-like. The transcript is spliced from 2 exons. Bases 80 to 484 code for a protein of 134 amino acids. The record is from RefSeq and is a predicted model, not a curated record. Lineage: Eukaryota; Metazoa; Arthropoda; Insecta; Diptera; Calliphoridae.